AUGAUAAAGUCUGGUACCAAUUCUGAAAACAAUAUAGAUUGGCUGAAGCUCGCUGAAUCAUUUAAAGAGUUGUUAUAUUUGCUCAAUGAGUUACUUGACGAAGUGUCACUGAUGAAUUUCAACAAACUCAAACAGCGCCAAUGGAAGAAAUCCGGCUUGACGUCUUCAAAGGCCACCAUUAAAAACAACAACGAUACUACUAAUAAUAACAAUAGUAAUAGUAACAACAACAUUACUACUAACAAUAAUAAUAAUAAUGACAGUCUUGUUAUCGAUGUCAGAGCAGUCUCUACGUUGCAAGGGGAAGUGAAGAGGAAGAAGAAAAAGCGAAAAAGAACGAAAACUGAUGAAGAUGAUGACAAUAACAACAGCAAUAAUAAUAAUAAUAAAGACAACAAUAAUAUUAAUGUGGACGACGACAAUGAUGAUUUUGACUCCAAAGAAAUGGAAAUAUCAUCGCCAAAGAUGAAGCAGAAGAAAAAGAAAAAGCGAAGGAAUAAAAUUGAUGGUCAUCAUCAUAAUCACUAUAAUUAUAAUGAUGAUAUUAAUAAUAAUAACAAUAUCAAUGUCAUGAUUGAUGAUGGUGAUGAGGAGGAUGACGUUGAUGACGCCCGUAAAAUUAAAACGCUAUCAAAUGAAAAGAAGAAAAGGCGCAAAGUUUGUGAUUUCAUUAUGGUAGAUGACGACGAUGAUGAUGAUGGUGGUGGUGGUGGUACUCGUAAUGACGUCAUCAUCUGCAAUGAGGAUGAUGAUGACGGUAAUAUGGCUAUAAGAACUGGUAAGGAAAAAAAGAAAUCAUUGAAGAAGAAAAAACUUUGA
Messenger RNA from Helobdella robusta, 819 nucleotides. RefSeq lists its product as hypothetical. The transcript is spliced from 2 exons. Lineage: Eukaryota; Metazoa; Annelida; Clitellata; Rhynchobdellida; Glossiphoniidae. The record is from RefSeq and is a predicted model, not a curated record. Bases 1 to 819 code for a protein of 272 amino acids.